Molecule: messenger RNA, 1693 nt
Organism: Aaosphaeria arxii CBS 175.79
Lineage: Eukaryota; Fungi; Ascomycota; Dothideomycetes; Pleosporales
Product: acyl-CoA dehydrogenase NM domain-like protein
Exons: 4
Coding region: 192-1514 (440 amino acids)
Cellular component (GO): mitochondrion
Molecular function (GO): acyl-CoA dehydrogenase activity; flavin adenine dinucleotide binding
Source: RefSeq, a predicted model, not a curated record
CUACACCUCGGCUUAAACACAAGGACUAAUGAAUGCUACCGCUACGAGGGACUACACCCAGCAUUGAUUCCGGCUGCAGCAGCUUUUGAAUAAAAUUCUUGGGGCACACAUCUUUACUUUUCUUUGCUCUCUUUCCAAUUCUUCCCCACACUGUAGUACUUCGCGUCUGUCACGGAAUCCUACCACCAGCCAUGUCGUCCUUCUCAAGAGCUAUUCGACCUAUUGUGCGUGCAGCAGCCGCUACCUCCGCUCGACCUCUACGACCAGCAGUCUCACGCGUAGCCCCGCAAAUCCGAUGCCUCUCCGCCACCGUCCCUCGACGGGACAGCGAGAUCCUCGACAUCUCCGAGAUCCCCCCAACCCCAAUCACGCACCUCUCUGAGACGGAGACCCUCAUGGCCGAUUCAGUCUCCAAGUUCGCCAGCGACGUCAUUCUCCCCAAGGCACGAGAGAUGGACGAGGCGGAGACCAUGGACCCCGCGGUAGUGGAGCAAUUGUUCGAGCAGGGUCUCAUGGGUAUCGAGAUCCCCGAAGAGUACGGCGGAUCGGGAAUGAACUUCACGGCGGCUAUUAUUGCCAUUGAGGAGCUUGCGAGGGUGGACCCCAGCGUCAGUGUCAUGUGCGAUGUGCAUAACACGCUGUGCAAUACUGCGUUCCUGAAGUAUGGAUCCGAGAAGCUGAAGAAGGAAUGGUUGCCCAAGCUCGCUACCAACACGGUCGGUUCGUUCUGUCUGUCUGAACCGGUAUCCGGAUCCGAUGCCUUCGCCAUGGCGACCAAGGCCACCAAGACCGAGAACGGAUACAAGAUCAACGGCUCUAAGAUGUGGAUAACAAACAGCAUGGAGGCCGAGUGCUUCAUCGUCUUCGCCAACCUCGACCCUAGCAAGAAGUACAAGGGCAUCACCGCAUUCGUGGUCCCCAAGGACACGCCCGGAUUCUCGAUCGCGAAGAAGGAGAAGAAGCUUGGUAUCAAGGCUAGCAGCACGUGCGUCCUCAACUUUGACGACGUCGAGAUCCCCGCAGACAACUUGCUGGGCAAGGAGUUUGAGGGCUACAAGUAUGCCAUUGGGCUUUUGAACGAGGGCCGCAUUGGCAUUGCUGCGCAGAUGACUGGUCUGGCACUCGGUGCCUGGGAGAACGCUGCAGGAUACGCAUGGAACGACCGCAAGCAGUUCGGACAGCUCAUCGGAGAAUUCCAGGGCAUGCAGCACCAGCUCGCGCAGGCGUGGGUAGAGAUCCAAGCCGCACGCGCCCUGGUCUACAACGCGGCCCGCAAGAAGGAGGCCGGCGAGGAUUUCGUGCUCGACGCCGCCAUGGCCAAGCUGAAGGCAUCGCAGGUCGCCGGCACGGUCUCGUCGCAGGCGGUGGAGUGGAUGGGAGGCAUGGGAUUCGUCAGGGAGGGUCUCGCUGAGAAGUACUUCCGCGACAGCAAGAUCGGCGCCAUCUACGAGGGCACGAGCAACAUCCAGUUGACGACCAUUGCGAAGCAGCUGCAGAAGACGUACACAAAGUAAGCAGGCAGGCAGGCUGGAGGGCAGACAAAUUUGAUGUGGCGUGAGGAGGUUGGAUCAGUUGUUAUCGCGAGUCAGUGUCGCUGGUUAUUGCUUGCGUGGUAGAUCAUGUUCGCAUGUCGCUCGGGACAUGUAUCGGUAACUCUACGAGUACCAAAAUCUGGAGACGAAAUCAUGAAUGG